Molecule: messenger RNA, 1269 nt
Organism: Pochonia chlamydosporia 170
Lineage: Eukaryota; Fungi; Ascomycota; Sordariomycetes; Hypocreales; Clavicipitaceae
Exons: 1
Coding region: 1-1269 (422 amino acids)
Cellular component (GO): nucleolus; nucleoplasm
Source: RefSeq, a predicted model, not a curated record
AUGUCAGGUUCUAGCGGCCCGCCUUCCUGGCUCUUCUCCAACAACACCAGCAACACCGCCAAAGCGACAACAACACCCAGUACUGCCACCAAGGCGUCCAAAAAAGCCGAUAAAAUGGCCAAGAAAAGCUCCAAGGCGGCCUCUUCCUCCAAGGGAGAGGUCGCUUCUGCACCUCCCGCCGAACUCUUAAACCUCGUCGGGAGUUUCCUCAACGAACACUCCUUCACCAAAGCCCACACCGCUUUCCAGAAAGAAGUUGAGAAGAAUGGCUGGGCGUCUGCUGCCUCGAAAGAGAGCGACAACUCCCUGGUUUCGAUUUUCAAGACCUGGGAGAGCGGUCAGACCAGCAAGGUAGAAUCGGAGGACGAGUCUGAGGAUGAGUCCAGCGACGAGUCUAGCGAUGAAUCGAGCAGCUCCAGCGAAAGUGAGAGCAGUGAUAGCGACAGCGACAGCGAAAGUGAAAGCGAAAGCGAAAAAGAAACUACUUCGACUGUUAAGAAAGGCACCGGCGAGAACAAAAACCUGAAGCGCAAGGCGCCCGCCGAUUCUAGCUCCUCCAACUCUUCUGACUCUAGCGAUUCGGACUCUGACUCAAGCUCAGACUCAGAUGAUGAACCUCGCACAAAGAAGCAGAAGACCGCCAAGGCGGCCAAGACUAAAGCUGAUUCUGACAGCUCCGAUUCCGACAGCGAUUCCAGCGACGACGGCAAAAUGGAUGUUGACAAAGCCUCGUCCUCCGACUCUUCUUCUGAUAGCGACAGCUCGUCCGACUCUGACAGCGAUAGUGACAGUGAUGGUGAAGCUGAGGCUGCAGCGGCAGCCAAGGUGGCUCUUCCUGAGUCCGAUUCGUCCUCCGAUUCAUCCUCGUCUGACUCUGAUUCCGACUCUGACUCCGACUCAGACAAGGGCAAGUCCAAGAAGAAGGGCUCGACGCGUAAGGACUCGUCCGAUACCUCCGUAACUCUGGACAAUCAGUCUCCUGUUCCCAAACCAGAGGUUGAAGAUCCACCUCUGCCUCCUAAUCCAGUCAUCAAAGAGCGCAAGAAGCAGAAUGAGCCAUUCUCCCGUAUCCCCAAGAACAUCAAGGUGGACCCUCGAUUCGCUUCAAACGAAUACGUAUCAAUGAGCUACUCGCAGCGGGCUCAUGAAGACCUCAUUGUUACCAAAGGGAAGGGCUUCACGAAGGAGAAGAACAAGAAGAAGAAGGGCAGCUUCCGAGGCGGCAUGAUUGACAUUGGCCAGAAGAAGGGCGUGUAUUUCGACGACUAG